AUGAGUGCUGCCGAACACACAAAGGAAGACACCAUCGUCGACCUGCCCUUGACCGACAAGAUCUGCAUCAGAGACCUCUCCGUCCGCAACAUCAUUGGCGUCGACGCAUGGGAACGAUCCAAGCGACAGCCAAUCAUCAUCAACCUCGUGGUCUACACAAGCGUCUCCCAGGCCGGUGAUACCGACCACCUCCCCUACUCGAUCCAUUAUGGAAUUCUCUGCAAGACCGUCGAGGCCCACUCGGAAAAGUCAGAGUUCCGGUCAGUCGAGGCUCUCGCUGACUCAAUUGCCCGUGUUGUCAUCUCCAAGUGCCACGCGCCCAAGAUCACCGUCAGGAUCGACAAACCCCGUGCCCUCUUGCACGCUGCCUCCGCUGGAGUCGAGAUCACUCGCUCCCGUUCCGAUUACACCGAGGGAGAACUCAACGGUACUGUCCCUUGCCCCGUCCGCUUCAACCAACACGACAUCAUCUUUGUCAAGGAUCUGAAGCUGUCUUGCAUCAUUGGAGUCAACCCCUGGGAGCGUGAAGAGGAGCAGCUCGUCGUCUUGAACUUGCAGAUCUACCCCGGCAUGGACGGUACCCCCGACCGCAAGGCCGACUAUGUCUCCAACACCCACAACUACCGCACCAUUGUCAGGACCAUCACAAAGUACAUCGAGGCUUCCUCCUACAAGACUGUCGAGGCGUUUGUCACAUCUGUAGCGCGCAUUGCGAUCGAAAAGUGCCAUGUCAGCAAGAUCACUGUCAAGAUGGAGAAGCCCAGCGCUAUUGUUUUUGCAGGAUCAGCUGGAGUUGAGAUUACACGCGACAGGGCAUUCUUUGCUUCGGCAGCAGCUGCCAACAAGACCCAUACCCGAGGUGUUUCGUCGAUCUCGACCAUCCCUGGUUUCGGUAUUACUCCUCUGGCCAGCACCCUUCCAAAGCGCGGCCCUGUUCCUGACCAGCUCAGUCAUGAGGUCUACUUGGCCUUGGGUUCCAACCUGGGAGAUUCAGCUGCCAACUUGACAAACGCCCUCAAGAUGCUGGAGCAAGGCGACCGUGUUCGUGUCGUUGAUACUUCGUUCCUAUACGAGACCCCACCCAUGUAUGUCACGGACCAGCCACCUUUCCUCAAUGCCGCCUGCAAGAUCAAGACAGAUUUGGAACCAUUGGAGCUGUUGAAGAAGAUCAAGGAUAUUGAGGCAGAAAUGGGUCGCGACUUCAACACCAUCCGCAACGGACCCCGCCCCAUUGACAUUGACAUUCUUUUGUACGAUUCUAUCGAGUACAAGGACGAUGUCUUGACCAUUCCUCACAUUGCCAUGCAAGAGCGUGAAUUUGUCCUCCGACCCCUCUGCGAUAUCGCAAAGGAUGUGGAGCACCCCAAGUUGUAUCGCCACAUCAGCCAGCUAUUGUCGCAGUUGUUGUUAAAGCAGGAGGAAGCCAGCCCCGGUAGUGACAGCAAUAUCCACAAGUCAUUCCCUCUGCGUCACAAGAUUGUCCGCUGGGACGCCAAGACCCUAAUCAUGGGAAUCCUCAACACUACCCCUGACAGUUUCAGCGAUGGCGGUGACUACAGUACCGCAGAGGCAGCAGCUCUUCGUGCUCAGAAAUUGAUUGAUGAUGGCGCCGAUAUCAUUGACAUUGGAGGAAUGUCGACUCGUCCCAACUCUGAAGAGAUUUCCGAAGAGGAGGAAAUCCGUCGCGUUGUUCCUGUGAUCCAGCUGUUGCGCGCCAGAGGAUUCGAAGCACCCAUCUCGGUCGACACCUUCCGCGCUGUUGUUGCAGACAAGGCGAUUGAGGCAGGUGCUGAUCUGAUCAACGACGUCUCGGCCGGAAAGAGAGAUCCUGCUAUGUAUAGCGUCAUGGCUAAGUGGAAUGUUCCUGUCUGCUUGAUGCACAUGCGCGGUGACUCCAAGACCAUGAUGUCGCAGACGGAUUACGGCGCAAAGAACGACGUUGUUGGCGAGAUUGGCCGUGACCUCAGCAAGUCGAUCCAGCGCGCUAUUGCAGCUGGUGUGCACCGCUGGAACAUUAUCCCUGAUCCCGGUGUUGGUUUUUCCAAGGACAGCGAGCAGUCUCUCCAGGUCUUGCGUCGUCUUCCUGAGCUGACCCAGUCAGAGACGAGUCCCUUGGCCGGAUACCCUUGCCUGGUGGGUCCUUCAAGAAAGGCGUUCAUUGGACAUUUGACACAGCAGCCUGAUGCCACAAAGCGUGCGUGGGGCACAGCAGCAGCCUGUACGGCGUCGGUUGCAGGAGGAGCAGGUAUUGUCCGGGUACACGAUGUCAAGGAGAUCCGGGAUGUCAUCAAGGUCGCCGACGCCAUUUGGCGUGUGUAG
Molecule: messenger RNA, 2319 nt
Organism: Linnemannia hyalina
Lineage: Eukaryota; Fungi; Mortierellomycota; Mortierellomycetes; Mortierellales; Mortierellaceae
Source: the annotation of a GenBank genome assembly